Pocillopora verrucosa is the source of this 2701-nucleotide messenger RNA. Its product is annotated as protein-glucosylgalactosylhydroxylysine glucosidase-like. The record is from RefSeq and is a predicted model, not a curated record. NCBI's taxonomy places the organism in Eukaryota, Metazoa, Cnidaria, Anthozoa, Scleractinia, Pocilloporidae. Gene Ontology annotation, molecular function: hydrolase activity, hydrolyzing O-glycosyl compounds. Gene Ontology annotation, biological process: carbohydrate metabolic process.
UAGGUUUAUUUUCAUUUAGAGGAAAGAGUUUAGAACCUUGUGAAAGUUAAUAAUUCAACUGCUCGCAUCACAUGAAGGUCAUGCGCAUAGCAGCGUUCAACGUAAUGCCAGAGGAACUUUACCUUCUAGUCAUUAAACACGGAAAUCGUCAAAAUUAGACAAAGCAUCAAUAGUAAAAGGGAGAUACCGACCUGUAUUACGGCCGUAAAAAUCCCAGAUAAACCACCGACAAGUCAGAGGCAUGGCGUCGGCAAAUGAAUUUAUUGUCGCUCUGUCAAUGGUUUGCUUCUGUCAAACUGUUCAUGCUACGCCAAAUGCAACAAACUUCGAGUCAUCGAGCCUACCAUAUGAUCCUCGAUUGAACCCGAGUGUUGGUAAUGGAUAUUUGGCCACUGCAGUUUACAGCGACACGGUUUAUGUCUCUGGGAUCUUCAACGGGCGUGGGACAGAAACUCCGAGUCACAGGGCGAGAAUUCCUUCCACGUCGGCGAUCGUCGUACGAACCAAUCUCUCCUCUAAUGCCACUGAAGAGCUCUUCAGCCUUAAUGUGGCACAAGGGGUGUUCUAUCACAGGCUUCACGUGGAUAACUUUACCUUAGAACAGCGAAUGUAUGCUCAUCGGGUUCACCAGCAUUUGCUUGUCACGGAGAUAGCCUUUCAAAACAACAUGCGCGACACAGUAAGUUUGUUUAUGACUAAUGUUUACGGACCGCCGAGCGUUGAUAUUGAUUUCAAAAGAGAUGAUUUUCCACGUAAAUCUCUGGAUGACCUUAAGAUCAAUUCCAUAUCUGGGUACAUUAAGAUAACAGAGGAGCCGACCAGUCCGAAGGAGGGGGUCGCUGUUGUCUGGGGGGAUAUACCCCCUCGUUUAGACAUCCGUCCUUCCUCGGAGAUCCAAACCUUUUACUUUAUCACGGCAAUAGCGACUAGUUUAGACGCUAAGGAUUUCUUGACGAGCGCGCAUCAAGCUUAUAAAGAUGCUAUGGAACAACCGGAAAAGCUCCUUGAGAGUCACAUUGAGGCUUGGAAAGAACUUUGGGACGCGGGCCGCAUUGAUUUGGAGGGCAAUCUUACAUUGGCUCAGACAGUUUCCGGGAGUCUUUAUUACACACUCAGCUCCCUUCGCUCCUCGAGGAUUUUCGGUCUGAGUCCCGGAGGCCUGGCGACUGAUGGAUAUGAUGGUCACGUGUUCUGGGAUCAGGAGACGUGGAUGUUUCCCCCGCUUCUCCUUCUACACCAAGAUUUGGCGCGAACGUGUCUCGCUUACAGGUUUGAGCGGCUCCAAGCAGCUGAAGAAAAGGCUAAGAAAUAUGGAUUCCGAGGAGCAAUGUUUCCAUGGGAAAGUGCUGUGACUGGUUCAGAAGUGUGCCCCGGGGAGAUUUACUCCGAUUACGAGCAACAUAUCACAGGCGAUAUUGCAUUCGCAGUCAGGCAGCUAUGGAUGGCAUCAGGAGACCAACAAUGGCUCCGGAGCCAGGCCUUUCCCCUUAUUCGAGCCACUGCGGAAUUCUGGGCGAGUCGCGCGAUCUACAACGACUCCAAAAGAGGUUACGUCAUUUACAACGUUAUGCCACCGGACGAAGAUGCUGAAGUCGUGAAUAACUCGGCCUAUACUAACAUGAUCGCCAAACUAAAUCUAGAAUUCGCCCACGAGGUCCUUCCGAAUGCCUCCGAAAAUUGGAAAACCAUAGCACAGAACAUGUACAUACCGUUUGAUUCCACAAACGACUAUCACCCCGAGUACGAUGGGUACCAAGGGAUCGAGGUAAAACAAGCCGACGUUAUCCUACUCGGAUAUCCACUAAUGGUAAACAUGAGCUCGCAGUUACGACGAAAUGAUCUGAGUUUCUACGAGCCCAGGACGAAUCCGCGGGGGCCCGCCAUGACCAAAUCUAUGUUCGCCAUUAACUGGUUAGAUAUCGGUGAAAAUUCUCGAGCAGAGAAGUCUUUCAAUGCUAGUUACGUAAACGCAAAGAUUCCCUUUAUGGUUUGGACCGAGAGUGCGGACGGUGGGGGUGCUGUGAACUUCAUCACAGGAGCCGGCGGAUUUCUUCAAUCCAUUCUUUUUGGUUAUGGCGGACUGCGUCUGCGCGAUAGAAGACAACUUCAAUUCAACCCCAAGCUUCCACCCGGGAGCACUGGAUUAAAGUUUGUGGGUAUCGAUUACCAUGGAAACAGCAUAGACUUUGUGAUUUCCGCAUCGCAUUCGCAGAUUGUUGUUACGUCACGCCAACAAUCAGCCCCAGUUCUCCAGGUGACAGUUCUCAGCUCAAAGGAGAAGUACCGUUUAGAGAUUGGGGAGAAAAUUGAAGUGUCCAAUGAACCACUUAUAAUAAGCCCUCUCCAAGCUAACAAAAUAACUGAAAUAAAACUUUUCGUGGAGACGGUAUUAACAUAAAUGUCGAUCACUUGAAUAGUCAAUAGAUCCUGCCUAAAAUUACCGGAAACCACUUCACUUCCCAGGCCCCCAAGCACCUAAUGGAACUAAUACUCAACGACUGUUCUCCGCAAAAUAGUAUUUAAUAGCGAAUGUCUGUGACUACACUGGUAUACAACUCUGCUAAAUAAAUUAUAUAAUAAUAGUUAACAUAACACUUCUGGGAAAUACAAUACAAUACAAUAUAAUGCUAUCUUUGCGUCACAUUUCCAAAUCGGUCAUUGUUCAACCAGAUAUAUUACAAAUAAACACUCCAGAUUUCAA